Molecule: messenger RNA, 465 nt
Organism: Rhinocladiella mackenziei CBS 650.93
Lineage: Eukaryota; Fungi; Ascomycota; Eurotiomycetes; Chaetothyriales; Herpotrichiellaceae
Exons: 4
Coding region: 1-465 (154 amino acids)
Biological process (GO): mitochondrial electron transport, NADH to ubiquinone
Source: RefSeq, a predicted model, not a curated record
AUGGCGAAUCGAGAAGCAAGAUUCAACACCGAUGUCUUCGUCGACACGACGCCGAUGCCCGAUCACAUCCCCAAGGUGAAAGAGAUCGGAGCCAGUUCAGCACCUUUACUUAGCGCAUCAUUCUUCAUUGGUGCGAGAUGUCGACCGUAUAAUGACGACUACAUGCAAUGCAAGACCGAAGCGUUGGAAGAUAUCAACAAGAACUGCCUCGAGGAAUUCCGAGCCCACUGGAUGUGCCUGGAAAAUAACAACCACCAAUUAUGGCAGUGUCGUCGGCCGGAACGGGCGUUGAAUCGCUGUGUAUUUCAGAAAAUUGGCCUGGAAAAGACCAUCCCCGAUACACCCAAGGGCCAAACGCCGAUCCAUCUCCGAGAUAAACAGUUGUUUGCUGACACCACACAGGUGGUCAUGCCGUGGGAGAAGGAUGUGGGAAUCAGAAAAGAUGAGGCCAAUAAGCUUGCAUAA